This is a messenger RNA of Dissoconium aciculare CBS 342.82, 330 nucleotides long. RefSeq lists its product as uncharacterized. The coding region runs from base 1 to 330 and encodes 109 amino acids. The transcript has 2 exons. NCBI's taxonomy places the organism in Eukaryota, Fungi, Ascomycota, Dothideomycetes, Mycosphaerellales, Dissoconiaceae. The record is from RefSeq and is a predicted model, not a curated record.
AUGUCCCGCUACAAACUCGUCUUCUUCGUUCCCGCGUCGGCGCGCGUCGCCGUGCAAAGCGCCAUCUUCGCCACGGGCGCGGGGACCUAUCCCGGGGGGAAGUACAGCGAAUGCGCGUGGCACUCGCACGGCACGGGGCAAUUCCGGCCGGGGAACGGGGCGAAGCCGAAGAUCGGGGAAGUCGGGACUCUGGAGGAGGUCGAGGAGUGUCGGGUGGAGAUCCUCUGUGUCGGGGGGGAGGAGGGGGUGCGGAAGGCGGUGGGCGCGUUGAAGGGGACACACCCGUAUGAGGUCCCGGCGUACGAGGUCUACAAGCUCGAGGACUUCUGA